Messenger RNA from Plasmodium fragile, 267 nucleotides. RefSeq lists its product as uncharacterized. Bases 1 to 267 code for a protein of 88 amino acids. The record is from RefSeq and is a predicted model, not a curated record. Gene Ontology annotation, biological process: mitochondrial electron transport, ubiquinol to cytochrome c. The transcript has 4 exons. NCBI's taxonomy places the organism in Eukaryota, Apicomplexa, Aconoidasida, Haemosporida, Plasmodiidae.
AUGAUUAAUAAAGUGUAUAAGUAUUCCUUUGUGGCGACAAGGAGUAGGAAGGGCAAGGACAUUUUCAACCCCUUUUUCGUUGCCCUGAAUAAGACCAGAAUCUAUGAUCACAUACUGAAGCAUAACAGCCGCUACUGGAUGUUCGUUGUGACGGGCGGCUGCAUAACGUCCUACUUUUGGGGGGUGUGGUUUAACAACUUCUGGAAGACGAUAAACAAGGGGAAACUCUACAUCGACUGCCCGUAUACCUACCCGGAGGAAGACUGA